AUGAGUCCAUUUUUUGCAACCUCUUUGGGGGCGUCGCCGGCGAUCUCCUCCGUGAUUUCUUAUAUGGGACACCAUGUUCCGCUGGCUCUUGUAGCGGUUAGUCCCUCUGCCCGCUUUGAGGCGGAGCUUGUCGGCUACGCCAUUGGCAAUGUUUAUGUUUCGUGUCGUUGCGUCGAUGAGGGUAACAGCCAGGACCAGGAGCCGGGAGAUGUAGUGCUUACGAUGAGUGCACCUCAAAGCCUUGAAGUGCUGGUGCUCAAUCUUUGGUGGUUUGCGCGCUAUCAAGCGGUUACACUUUUGUUGGACCACAUCGGUAGGGAGCACUUUCCACUAUUUCAAGACCUAAAAAAACGUUUGAAGCUGCGGGAGUUGAAGUUGCUUCACUCCGUCGUUGGGUGUGACAUGAUGCAUGUGAUGUCUACAUGCCGUGAGUUGAGGGCACUCACGGUGCAAAACUGUUUUAGUGAGUCAGAAGUGAUUCUUCGUGGAGUGACAUCGAUCCUCAGUAACCGCAUUACAGAGAAGCGUGAAUUCUCGACAUUUUACAUCUCUGGUGUCACAAAUCUCGGGGUCUUGUCAAAUCUGCGUAACCUCACCUUGUGCAAUACUCCACUGAGUGAAGUGAUGAUGCUGUAUUUGUCGGAGUGUGUAAGUCUAGAGCGUGUGGUGGUGAAUUCAUGCCGAGGAUUGAGGUCACUGGAAUGUUUGUCCUCGCUUCAGCGGUUAACCGAACUAUCUUUGCUGAAUAUGGGCAUAACGGAAGAAGGUCUCGCUUUCAUUAGUAGAUGCAAUUCCUUACGACACAUACAGUUGGAUAAUUGCAUGAAACUUCAGGGUAUUAAUUGUUUGGGAUCGUUAAUUGGCUUGCGAACACUCAGCGUUUCACGGAACAGGGUUUCAGACGAUGGAAUUCGAAGUUUAAGUAAUUUGAGAAAUUUAGAACAACUCCGACUUGUUUCUUUCAACCGCCUAUCGAGUGUGGAGCCCGUUUUGUGCCUGGACAAACUUCUAGAGUUAGACCUCACAGAGAAUUGGGUCACAGAUGAGGGCUGUGCGGCACUGGCAAACUGUGGCCAGAUUCAAAAACUCAAGCUUGCUUCGUGUCGCUGUGUGUCGGAUGUGCGGUGGAUUUGCGCCUUGACAUCUCUUCGAUUUUUGGAUUUGUCAAAAACGCACGUGCGAAGCGCUGACCUCCAAUUACUGACGAUGUGCCAACGGCUGGAAGAACUUCAUGUUGCUUCUUGUAGCGGUGUGAAGGAUGCGUCCUUCGUUGAAGGUUUGUUGUCUCUUGGACACCUGGAUCUUACUGAUACAAGCAUAAAAGAUGCCGGAACCCGGUCUCUUAGAAAAUGCACUGCGCUUACUUUUCUCUCAUUGCAGGAUUGUCGUUUUUUGACAGAUAUACAGUUUGUGGAGCCACUGAGGAACCUGCUCAACCUGAAUUUGGAAGGCACAGAAGUGGUGGACGCCAACAUUAUUCCGUUGAUGCACUGCACAAAGCUGGAGGUUCUUUCACUUCGACACUGUCUUUUUUUAACGGAUGUCCGCUGCUUGCGGGAACUGAAGGCACUCAAGUCAUUGGAUCUUUCCGGGACCUAUGUCACUGAUGAGGGGGUAUCUGACGUAUCACAAUGCAUUUCACUGGAACGGAUUGAUCUUAGUGAGUGUUGUCUCAUUACCCACUUUGAGUUUCUUCGCCCUCUAACUGCGUUGAGGCAUGUUAUUGCAGAUCGUAUGAAUGUGUUGGAUGUGACUGGCUUAGGAGGAAGCGGAUCCGUGGAGGGAGUGUCAAUUGCCGAUUGCAAACGGCUGGGGUCCAUGGGGCUGCUGGAGGCCCCACGACUGCUGGAUCUUUCUCUGAAAAAGAGCGCCAUUACAGACAGUGGCAUACACAGUGUUCUGCUGCGGUGCCAUUCUCUGCGACGUCUUAAUUUACAAAAUUGCACAUCCAUUACGGAACUUAGUGCUGUUGCACAACUCCCUUCACUUACGGAGCUUUUGGUGCGGAAUAUGAAAAUAACGAAUAAAUCUGUUGCAUUUGUAGCACGUUGUGCGACCUUAGAGAAACUGCAGAUGGUGGAAUGUGUUGAAAUCACAGAUGUGAACAGUCUGAAAUAUUUGCACCGGCUGGUGGAACUGGAUCUCUCAAGGACAAGUGUCACCUCUGGGGGAAUUGUGGGCCUUGCACGCUGUUAUAACUUAAAGAAAUUGAACCUUAGCGGCUGUCGUUACCUGACGGAGGUAAAUUGUUUGGGAGAACUGCGUCUGCUGAGGGAACUUCACUUGGGACGAACUACAGUAUCGGAUAGCGGUAUAGUGGGACUCUGUCGCUGUAUGCAGCUUGAAACCCUCAUACUCACAAACUGUAGUCAAAUUAGGGACGUGGAAAAGCUCCAGAAUUGUCUGCCUUGCCUCGUAAAAUUUGAUGUGUACGGCACGUCCGUCGAGGAUUCUCGUCGAUACCUUGGUGUGGGCCAACGUGUCCAACAUGCGUGUGUUGUUCUCUGA
Messenger RNA from Trypanosoma cruzi, 2508 nucleotides. RefSeq lists its product as uncharacterized. Gene Ontology annotation, biological process: SCF-dependent proteasomal ubiquitin-dependent protein catabolic process. The record is from RefSeq and is a predicted model, not a curated record. The coding region runs from base 1 to 2508 and encodes 835 amino acids. The transcript has a single exon. Gene Ontology annotation, cellular component: SCF ubiquitin ligase complex. NCBI's taxonomy places the organism in Eukaryota, Euglenozoa, Kinetoplastea, Trypanosomatida, Trypanosomatidae. Gene Ontology annotation, molecular function: protein binding.